GAUCUCGUCCUGCCUGCCGUUCAAAGGCAUCUCGCGAUGCAGAAGGAAGAUGUGAAAUGCUGUCAAAGGAGAUACAAAAGAUGUUUGGAUUCAAAUACAACAAAUUUAAAUACUGUCAAUGAAACUUCCCCAACAGAAAGACAAAAGAGCUCUUGGCAAGUAAAGCUUCCUACUUGACCCAUUGAACAUUUGUGAAGAUCAAAAGAAAGAAAGAAACAGAUAGAAAUCAGUUGUUAGAGUGACCAAACGUGAUUAUCUUUUUUUUAGUUCAUGUAGCCGACCCCGAGUUACUUCAUUAAACUUUUUGUUUAAUU
Cuscuta campestris is the source of this 314-nucleotide messenger RNA. The record is from the annotation of a GenBank genome assembly. NCBI's taxonomy places the organism in Eukaryota, Viridiplantae, Streptophyta, Magnoliopsida, Solanales, Convolvulaceae.